AUGCCCGUCGAGAGGUUUGUUGAGAGUCAAGAGGGAGAUUGUCCCUUUCAAAAUGUAGAGCCUUGCCAAAAAAUAUCACCAAGGAUUGAGGAUUGUUAUGGGACUGUGGUGAGAAAAGAUUUACUUUCAUACUCUCAAGAGGAUCUAUGUAUGGAAGGACAAGAUGGGAUUUUGCUAACUCCAGAGGAUGAAGAAACAUCUGCAGGCUUGGGAAUAAAAACAGAGAUCCACUUCUCCAAUGGAACAUUUUCAUCAGAAGAUGAGGACUUGGAUAUUAUAUACAGUAAAAAUACUGCUCAAGGCAAUAAGGCAUCUCAAAAGAAAUCCAUCACACAGAUUAUCAAGGAUAAAAAAAAGCAAACACAACUUACUUUACAAUGGCUGGAGGAGAACUAUAUAGUGUGUGAAGGAGUUUGUCUGCCCAGAUGCAUACUGUAUGCACACUAUUUAGACUUCUGCAGGAAGGAAAAACUAGAACCAGCCUGUGCUGCAACAUUUGGGAAGACAAUUCGACAAAAGUUUCCGCUUCUGACCACAAGGAGACUUGGUACCAGGGGACACUCAAAGUAUCAUUAUUAUGGCAUUGGGAUUAAGGAAAGCAGUGCAUACUACCAUUCCGUAUAUUCUGGUAAAGGUUUGACAAGAUUUUCUGGGAGCAAGCUAAAGAGUGAGGGGGGCUUCACGAGAAAAUAUUCUCUUAGUUCAAAGACUGGAACUCUGCUUCCAGAAUUUCCUAGUGCUCAACAUCUGGUUUUACAAGGCUGUUUAUCCAAGGAGAAGGUAGACACUCUAAUCAUGAUGUACAAAACUCACUGUCAAUGUAUACUGGACAAUGCGAUCAAUGGGAAUUUCGAGGAGAUCCAGCACUUUUUAUUACACUUUUGGCAAGGAAUGCCAGAUCAUCUUCUCCCGCUCCUUGAAAAUCCGGUGAUCAUAGAUGUAUUCUGUGUCUGUGAUUCCAUUCUGUACAAGGUUCUUACAGAUGUACUUAUCCCAGCAACAAUGCAGGAAAUGCCGGAAAGUCUGCUAGCAGAUAUAAGAAACUUUGCCAAACACUGGGAACAAUGGAUUAUUUCAUCACUGGAAAACCUGCCAGAUGCCCUUUCAGAGAAGAAACUGACGAUCGUCAGGAGAUUUGUAUCGUCGCUGAAAAGACAAACCUCGUUCUUACAUUUAGCUCAGAUAGCGCGUCCUGCCCUGUUUGAUCAGAAUGUAGUAAAUACUAUGACAUCUGACAUUGAAAAAGUGGACUUAUACAGCAUUGGAUCUCAGGCUCUUCUUACCAGCUGCAGUGGUGGUGACACUGACUGUGAUGUCUACACAGAGUUGUUUCAAGAACUAAAAGAUCUACUUAAAAAGAAUGCCACUGUUGAAUCUUUCAUAGAAUGGUUGGACAAUGUUGUAGAGCAAAGAGUUAUCAAGGCAAGCAAGCAAAAUGGAAAAUCCCUGAAAAAGAGAGCUCAGGACUUCCUCUUGAAAUGGAGCUUCUUCGGAGCUAGAGUUAUGCACAAUCUCACCUUAAACAACGCAUCAAGUUUUGGUUCAUUCCAUUUGAUUCGCAUGUUACUCGAUGAGUACAUACUACUGGCAGUGGAAACUCAAUUUAACAAUGACAAGGAACAAGAGCUGCAGAAUUUGUUGGAUAAGUACAUGAAAAAUGCAGAUGCAAGCAAAGCAACAUUUACAGCAUCGCCAAGUUCUUGCUUUCUUGCAAGUCGUAACAAAUCCAGCAGUCUUCCAAAUGACUCUGCAGUCAAAAAUGAAUGUCUGCAAGAUCGAACUUAUAGUUUUUCAUCUGACCAGCAUCCCAAUCUUGUUCGUGGCCUGCACUCUUUCUCACAUGGAGAUAGCAAUAGCAUUCAACUUACAGAUCGGCUGGAGGUUCCGCAAAACACGGGACAUCUCAUUACUCCACCCAUGUCCCCAGCAGUCUUAAAUAGGGGAAGCGUUAUAAACCAAGGACCAAUGGCUAUCAGACCUCCCAGUGAAGGCCCAAUACUGCCUAGUCAUUCCCAGGUUUCUUCUUGUUCUGAAUCUAUAUUCCAGAAUCUACCCCCAACAAACCAAAACUAUUUUGGAACUAGUUCAAAUCAUCAGGCUAUAUUCAGAGCUCACACUCAACCUGCUUCUGGAUCCCUUCAACACAGAGUGGAUCAGAGUCGAUACUCUCAACUGAACGACCAACAGCUCCCACGUGACUGCUUUACAAGCAGUUGUUCGGUGUCUCCAUACAACAUUCGUCCUCCUUCAGCUUAUGGAUCACAAGCUAAUGCACAAGAAAUACACAGCAUGCAAUUCAUUAAUACUGGAGGAUACAGUUUCAUAAAUACCUCAGUCCCUGGGAGUUGCCAAGGAGGAACGUAUUCUUCAAACACUAGCAAUGGAUAUUAUGGGAACAAUUUAAGUUACCAAGACUCUCACAGACUUGGAUCGAUGAUUGAUCAGCACGUGUCUGUAAUUAGUAGUGUCAGUAGCAUCCGCCCUCUACAUUCAUAUAAUGAUAUUCAUGAUCCGCUCAACAUUUUAGAUGACACUGCAAGAAAACUUGGUUCAUACUAUACAGACUCUUCACCUCCAAUUAUUUGUCGCAACCAGAGUGUAGCCUCGAAUAUGCAGGGUGUCAUAUCACCAUCUACAUCUCAGUGUAUGUAUGGGAUAUCCAACCAGUACAGCGCCCAAGAAACACUGGAUUCCCAUGGACAGUCUGAUGAUGUCAGAGAGAUGGUGUCUUCUUUGCCACCCAUUAACACUGUCUUCAUGGGAGCUACAUCAGGAAGCACGUAA
Molecule: messenger RNA, 2784 nt
Organism: Spea bombifrons (plains spadefoot toad)
Lineage: Eukaryota; Metazoa; Chordata; Amphibia; Anura; Pelobatidae
Gene: RFX6
Product: regulatory factor X6
Exons: 19
Coding region: 1-2784 (927 amino acids)
Biological process (GO): regulation of transcription by RNA polymerase II
Molecular function (GO): DNA-binding transcription factor activity, RNA polymerase II-specific; RNA polymerase II cis-regulatory region sequence-specific DNA binding
Source: RefSeq, a predicted model, not a curated record